AUGAUAACUAAUCAUCCAGCUUAUCCUAAAAAAGAGAUAGAUAAAUAUUAUUUACAAACCAAAUUACCAGAGUAUUAAAUUAAUUAAUGUAGAUAUUAAACAGUUCCUAUGAAUGAGCAUUAAAAAAAAACACAUGAUUAUUAUAAUGAUAAUACUCAUAUUUGGAAUAAUCCUCACUAAGCAAAAUCAAAUGCAAAGGUAUUCAAAUAAUUAAAAGAACAACAUGUAAAAGGUGAAAAAAGAAUAAAGUAAUUACAAGAAAAGGAAUAAAAAGAGAAAUAAGAGUUACAACACAAUAAAAUAAUAUAUUAUAAUAUGGCAAGAGAAGAAGAUCUUUUGAGAUUACAAUAAAGAAAAUUAGAAAGAGGUAGCUUACAAAACUUAAGUUCAUAACGUAAUGAUGUAUAAGUAGAUUCAAUUACUGUUAAACCAAUUUUAUCAAGAACAGCAUUACUGGGUAGACCUGAUCAUCUUUGGAAUAAAUUAAAUUAACAAUGUUAAAAAUAUGUUAAUUUAUUGGUCAAUCCUAAGAUUUUGUAAAUGGAAGAAUAAGGUGUAAAAGCAAUUAAUGACAAAAUAUAAAAGGAUAUGGAAAUUUAAUAAAUUAAAGAAGAAUUAAGACUAUAAAAUAUGGAACAUAUUAAAUAAUAAAGUACUCUUAGAAGAAUGACUAAUCUUGAAAUGGAAUAAAGAAGUGGAAUUCUCCCAUCAAGAUUAAGUUUAUAAAGAGUUACAACUGCUUAAACUAAUUGUAGAUAACCUAAAGAUCUUAUAGAAUCUACUUUACAACAAUUAGAAAAUUAAUAAUAAUCUUAAACUAUACAAUAAUUAUAAAAUUAAAUUAUCAAUUCAGCAUAAUUUAAUUAAACUAGUAGACCAUAUACAGUUGGAAGUGUACUAUAUUAUAUUUUAUUUUAAGGAUUUUAAUUCUAUUUCUUUUAAUGCUGGAUAAGCAAUUAAAAAUGAAUUAAAUAACAAUAAUAAUAAUAAUAAUAAUCUUACUCAAAAUUAAACUUAAACUGCACCAAUUUUCUUGGUUAAUAGGUAUAUUUAAUUCUUAUAAUCUUAGCUAAAAAUCAAAAUCUGUAUCUACACUUUCUCACAAACAUCCACUUGAUAGAACAGAAUUUAAAGGAUUAUUAUUAGCAUAAGCUGUUGAAUAAGCUGAAAGUAAUUUUAGUAAAACACUUAAAGCAAAUAGUUCAUUAUUAAAGGAAACUUCUGUUCAUUUCUCACGCAGCAAGUAAUCUAUGAUUCCAAAAAAAAGAAUACAAAUUAAAUGUAAUAACAAUUUUGCAAAUGAGUAAAAUAAAAAUGAUGAAAAUGAUUUGUAGAUUGUAAACAAUAUGUUAGACAGUUUUGAAAGAAAACUGUAUCGAACCAAUAAUUUCGAUGAUGAUUCUUUGUGA
Messenger RNA from Paramecium sonneborni, 1409 nucleotides. Lineage: Eukaryota; Ciliophora; Oligohymenophorea; Peniculida; Parameciidae. The record is from the annotation of a GenBank genome assembly.